Molecule: messenger RNA, 454 nt
Organism: Ficedula albicollis (Collared flycatcher)
Lineage: Eukaryota; Metazoa; Chordata; Aves; Passeriformes; Muscicapidae
Product: serine/threonine-protein phosphatase 2A 65 kDa regulatory subunit A alpha isoform-like
Exons: 4
Biological process (GO): protein dephosphorylation
Cellular component (GO): protein phosphatase type 2A complex; cytoplasm
Molecular function (GO): protein binding; protein phosphatase regulator activity
Source: RefSeq, a predicted model, not a curated record
CAGGGCGUGGAGUUCUUCGAUGAGAAGCUGAACUCGCUCUGCAUGGCCUGGCUGGUGGAUCACGUGUACGCCAUCCGCGAGGCCGCCACCAGUAACCUGCGGAAGCUGGUGGAGCGCUUCGGGCACACCUGGGCGCAGGGCACCAUCGUGCCCAAGGUGCUGGCCAUGGCCGCCGACCCCAACUACCUGCACCGCAUGACCACCCUCUUCUGCAUCAACGUGCUGUCGGAGGUGUGUGGGCAGGAGGUGACCACCCAGCAGAUGCUGCCCAUUUGUCACACCUGUCCCACCUGUCCAUGUCACACCUGUCCCAUCUCACCUGUGUCUCACCUGUGUCUCACCUGUCCCAGGUGCUGUCGGAGGACGCUGCAGACCGAGGUGAAGCCGGUGCUGGAGAAGCUGACGCAGGACCAGGACGUCGAUGUCAAAUACUUCGCACAGGAGGCGCUGACAG